AGCGUCUGAAGCAGCCAAUCAGGUCGCAGCUUCUUCUAAUUUUUUUUCUCCACUCGUAAACACGUGUACGAAGCGGUGUGUGUUCCUGUCCCAACGCAGAGAAUUUAAACAGAUAAUACUCUUCAGCCGUAUAACAUCCUCAAAAUGGCAAAGAGCCUCCGGAGUAAAUGGAAGCGAAAAAUGCGGGCAGAGAAGAGGAAGAAAAAUGCGCCCAAGGAGCUGGCCCGACUGAAACAAGCUCUGAAUCUGGACAAGAAAGGAGAAGCUGCGAUGACCGACAUGCAGGAGAUCGCCACAGUGGUGCCGGCUGACAAGAUAAAGAAGGAAGGAGAUGUCGAAAUGGCAGAACUGGAGGGAGACGAUGGGAAGAUGGACCUGGACAGGAAGCGCAACAAGAAAACUCUUUUGGAUGAAAACGGACAGUAUCCCGCAUGGAUGGGCCAAAGGCAGGCCAAGAAACUGAAAGGCAAGCGGAUGGCACAGAAAAGCGGCAAAGGCAAGAAGAAGAAGGGCAUCGCCUGGUAGAAUGGAGGAAACCAGAAGAUUGCUUCUUUGCCUUAAAGACUUUGGAUGCAGAAACACAGCUUCAUCAUUUCAUGUGUUCUUACAUACGUGAUUCAGUGCUGACUUUCUGCUGUUAAACCUUUCUCUGCUCAGUGAAUUCUCAGAUUCACAGCUGCGUCAUGGAGCCUGAAAUCGUCCAAAAGUUCGCCGCAGAAUGUUGCUCUCGUGGAACAGCUGCUCCGCUUUGAUUUCAGAACCAAUCCUAAGAAGUUGGUGUUGAUCUCACAGUGCUUUAGUGUGUUGUAGAAACAGAUGAAACACGCGUGUUCUCGGCUACAUGUUUAAUCUUUCUGUACUCUGAUAAAACAUCGUUUCCUGUA
Acanthochromis polyacanthus (spiny chromis) is the source of this 884-nucleotide messenger RNA. It is a transcript of the gene llph, whose product is annotated as LLP homolog, long-term synaptic facilitation factor. The coding region runs from base 145 to 525 and encodes 126 amino acids. Gene Ontology annotation, biological process: dendrite extension. Gene Ontology annotation, molecular function: RNA binding. Gene Ontology annotation, cellular component: nucleolus. The record is from RefSeq and is a predicted model, not a curated record. Lineage: Eukaryota; Metazoa; Chordata; Actinopteri; Pomacentridae. The transcript is spliced from 3 exons.